GCCGGUAGAGGCGGGGGAUCUAGCAGUGGGGGACACCCAGCAGCCCAGCUGCGACACCCACACCUACUGGCCCGCACUCCCUGGAGCUCUAGACAGGUAUAGAAAGACUGCCUAUCUUUUCAUCUAUUAUUUAAUCCAGUUCUGUGGCCACUCAUGGAUACUUACAAAUAUGACAGUCAGAUUCUUUUCAUUUGGAAAAGAUUCAAUGGUUGACACUUUUUAUGCUAUUGGACUUGUCAUGCGACUUUGCCAAUCCAUUUCUCUCCUGGAGUUGCUGCACAUAUAUGUUGGCAUUGAAUCAAACCAUCUUUUCCCAAGGUUUUUGCAGCUCACAGAGAGAAUAGUCAUUCUUUUUGUGGUGAUCACCAGUCAAGAGGAAAUCCAGGAGAAAUAUGUGGUGUGUGUUUUAUUCAUCUUUUGGAAUCUGUUGGAUAUGGCUAGGUACACUUACAGCAUGUUAUCGGUCAUAGGAACAUACUAUUCCGUCUUGACAUGGCUCAGUCAAACACUGUGGAUGCCAAUCUAUCCUCUGUGUGUUCUUGCUGAAGCAUUUGCCAUCUAUCAGUCGCUGCCUUAUUUUGAAUCAUUUGGCACUUACUCUACCAAGCUGCCUUUUGACUUCUCCAUCUAUUUCCCAUAUGUGCUACGGCUGUAUCUCAUGAUGCUCUUUAUAGGCAUGUAUUUUACCUACAGUCAUCUUUACUCAGAAAGAAGAGAUGUCCUCAGAGUCUUUUCCAUUAAGAAGAAGAAAAUAUGAAGUACAGCAUUCCAAUGUGACCUGAGAAAAGACAGGCUCGUGGACUUGGCUGCAGCAACUACAACACAGGAAGUAUUCUAGUGGAAAAUACCCAGUACUUGACAAAAACCCAUGACAUAACAUAAUCACACACCCCCAACUCUACACACAACAGCAGUCUGUUUAUCACUCACUGUAUUUCCAAAACGUGAACUCUGCAUACCCUGUUUUCCCCAAACUGUGGUUUUUAUACAAGUUACAUUUAUAUUGGGCGAAGUCUGAUUGUUUCACUGUAAGGUUAAUGAGAAAAAGGAAAUUAAUGGAAUUAAGUUCAGUUAAAUUGAGAAACCAGACUUGAUAACCUAAAUUACAUGUAUUCCUUCUCACUUCUGAUUGCCAAAUAGCAGCAGAUCUGUAGGAGAGCACUAUAAAAUACACUCUGUCCUCAUCUAGAAUAAUGUACUUCAUGGACAAAUGUCUUUGUCCCCAAAUGUCAGUACCCACCAUACAUACUAGCUACACAUUGAAAAUUAAACAUCUUUCCAAGGCCUAUGUUAGCCUUCUCAGGCUGCGAUAACAAAAGCCUCAAUCUGGGUGGCUUAAAUAAAUGUUUUUCUCAUGGUUCUGGAGUUUUAGAAGUCCAAGAUUUCUGUUCCUAGUGAGGACUUCUUGGUUUAUAGAUGGAUGCCUUUUUUUUUUUUUUCACAAGACAGACCACUGUCUCACAACUCCUCUUAUAAUGAUAUUUAUCCUAUUUGGGAGGGUUCCACCCUAAUCAAAGAACUGCUUCCCCAAGGCUCCACAUCCAGGUAUUGUUGCGUUGAGGGUUAGGGCCUAAUACAGGAAUUUUAGGGAAACACAGAUUCAGUCUAUAGCAUUUUGCACCUGACUUCACAAAAUUUAUGUUCUUCUUAUAAGUGAAAUACAUUCCUUCUAUCCCAACAGCCCCUAAAACCUAAUUCAUUCCUGCAAAGUCUAAAGUUUUAUCUAAGUUAUCUUCUAAAUCAGAGUAAAAUGAGACUCAGGUAUAAUUCAUCCCGAGGCAAACUUUUUUUCAAAUAAAUUAUGUGCUACCAAAAUGUAAUGAUUGGAUGGGCACUGUACAGACAUUCCCAUUUCCAAAGGGAGACUCGGUGGGAAGAAAGGGGCAACAGGUCCCCAGUAGGUUCAAACCCUAGCAAGACAAACUCUGAGAUCUGAGGGCUCAGGAGUGAUCUUCGACUUCCUGCUCUGCCUUCAGGACCCACUGGGGAGACGUCUUAUCCAUCUCUGUUGGGGAAGGCCGGGUCCUCACAGCUUUGGAUGGUCUCAGUCUUGUGGCUCCUGGCAGAUGAAUCACCUUUAGGGUCCUUCUUCCCUGGUCUACAUUCACAGCUGAUGAACUCUAUGGUCUCCUGUAAAAUCCAAAUCAUCCAAAACCAACCUUCCCUUUGUCUCAUCUCCAUUCCCUUCAGUUCAAACUAGCAGUGCUGGUAACUGAUUACAUCUGCAGUUCACACCCACACUAAACUCUAUUGAAUGGUCUCCUAUCACACCCUCAGUGUUCUCUUUAGAACAUAUUUUCUUAUUUUUUGUAAUAUGAAUGGAGCUCAGAAUUUUCAAAAUCUUUAAACGCUUCUUUUUGGUUGAUAAUUCUGUCCUCAAUGCAUUACUUUCAUAUUUUAAUUCAGGCAGUAGAAGGAUAACCAAAUCACUUCAACAGUUUGCUUAGAGAGCUCCUCAGCUAAAUAUCCAGUUCAUUGCCCACAUGUCUCACCUUUCACAAAACACUAGAACGUGGACACAAUCCAGCCAAGUUACUUGCCACUUUAUGACAAAGAUUCCAUUUCUUCCAGUUUGCAAUAACAUGUUCCUCAUUACCAUCUACCACCUCAUCCAAAUGGCAUUUACUAUUCUUAUUUCUGUCAGUGUUCUCUUCAUGAUAAUUUAUGUAUUCUCCAAGAUUGCACUUUCUUUCCAGAUUUCUUCUAUUUUCUGUUAGCCCUCACCCAAAUCACCUGUGUCAAUUCCUAAACAGUAUUAGCAGUUUUUCCUAUCAUGCAUCUUGAAACUCUUCUAGUCUCUACUCAUUACUUAACUUCAAAGAUACUUCUAAAUUUUUAUAUAUUUGGUAUAACAGCACCUGCUUCUUGGUGUAUCAUAGAUUUGGUUACAAUAACAAAAUACUGUACACUGGGUGACUUAAACAAUAGAAAUAGGUUUCUCCAACUCUGGAGGCUAAGAAGUUCAAUAUCAAGGUGCCAGUUCAUUCAGUUCCUGGUGAGAUUCCAGGAUAACAACUCCUUCUUUGGGGUUUGCAGAUGGAUGGUUUCUUGCUGUAUCUCCACAUGGUAGAGAAAGCAAGUAUCUCUCCCAUGUCUCUUGUAAGCUUACUAAUUCCAUUCAUGAGGGCUCCGCACCCGUAUCUACUUACUUCUCACAGGCCUCACCUCCAAAUACUAGCAUUCCGAGAGAAGCUAACUUCUAGCAAAUGACUUCAAAAAAAGUUAUUAAUAGCCUCUUAGUUACCAUGGAGCCAUUCCAUUACAAAUAAAACAGAAGAUUUUAGGUACUUGCAUGGAUCCCAACAUCUGUUCCAAAUGUACACUUUUUAAAUCAAGAGUCAGAAUGUUUGGAUACUUUUGAGAAACAUAACAUGGCUUUAACCCCACAUUAAUUUGUUAGUAUAUCCCUGCAUGCUAUUUCUCUUGGCAUUUGUGUUUUCAAAAACUAACAGAAGAUGACUUGUAAGUUAAAUUUCCUUUUGUGUAUAGUAAGGAACAUCUGGUUUAAAAAAGCAGAGACUUCUGGUUUCUAGAGAGCAAACCAAAAUAUCUUGAGGGAAUAAUUAAUUCUUACCUGAGGUCAUACAGAUAAUGAAGAAGAAGGGUCUUAUUAUUUCAGUGACCUAUAUCUUAGAAUGUUUGUACUUUCAAAUUUACAACCUUUGAGGUUUCCAUGAAUAAGAAAAUACCAUGAAUCUUCCAUCCAAGUCUGCUCAAAAACAAAAAAGGGAGCUGGGGAAGAGAAGAUAGGGAUAUCUUAUUUUUUCUCUUUUGUAUCCUUGUUUUCUUAUCAAGGACAGGAGCAGGGAGGGACAAGGUUUGAAAAGAAACAGCUGAAAGGAAAAGAGCAAUCUGAGUUUGCCACCUCUAUUUACAAAAUGAUCCAGAAAUCUAAAGUCCUACACCUUUGUACCACAACUCUAAACUUCCCACUUCCAGAGGUCUGGUAAUAUAAGAUAGAGUUGUUUCUUUUGAGUGCACCAAUCUUACAGUAAGCAUGAAACAGAUUUAAUGGGAUUUGAUUUGAUGGGAGUUUGCAUCUUGAAGAGGAAGCUAAUAAGCCUGAUAGAACCCAAGAUCCAAAAUGAUUUCAGCUCUAGGAACUUGGCUAGAGGUGAGACUGCCACUUCCUGGAUGUGUUUACUGUAUUUUUUUAAAAAUAGAAAACAAUAUCUCCUUAUGGUAUUGCUGCAAGAGUGAAAUAAACCAAUACAAGUGUACUUACAGUCUGGCACCCAACAGUAAAUGCUAGAUGAAUUUCAACCUGUAACAGUAGUAUGAGACAGUGUAUGUGGGUGGGAAGGAGAAAGCUAGCUUCCAAUCUAAAUUUUCUACCUUCUUGCUUUUUACAUUCAUUUCCCUCUAGCUCAACCUCUAAGGAAAUAAUAGAUUUGCUAAACAAAACUAGUAGGACUAUUUUCAACAUAGGUGGCAGGUACACUUGGUGACAACAUGAAAGUACAAGCCACAUGGGAAUACUAGAAGUUCAUGGCACUUGUGGAGCACCAGCCACUGUACUAUGCUUUGGUAUGACAGAUACAAAGGUACAUAUUUUCAGUGGCAUAAUUUUUAUUCCCAAUUAUCUCAUAGAUGUAUCAGUAUGUGUAUGAUUGCCUAGAGAUAGAACCCUGAUUAAUGGUUGUGUGAAAAAAGGAUAGUUAGCAGACAAGCCAUUGAAUAAAUUGCAAUCCUUGAUGACACUGUCACAAACCUUCAUUUUCUUUAGACCACUAGUCGCCCUAAGAAAUUUGUACUUGUUAAAAAAAAAAAAAUUAGAGGAGACAUUUGCCAUUUUCUGCCUACCCAGCAUCCUGAAGAAAUACAGUUCACACGGUCUGGGUGGGCCGCCUCUUCUCUUUGUGCAGGGAUCUAAAGAUAAGUAGACUUAUGACUUAAGCUUGGCCAAUGACAGUGCUCUACUUCCCAGGGACCAAACACUUGUUCAGAGACUCACAUGUGACAUGGAAUGAAGCAACUUCUCCCCAUGUUGCUUUUGCCACACCUGUGGGCAAAGACACUUUUCCUUACCUUUGGCAAGAUGGCAGCCAUCUUGCCAGGGAUGUAGAAGCAUCCCAAGAAGAACAAAGUCUGAUGGCACCAUUUGAUUCACUGGAUGCAACUGCUACUCAUUAGAUCUAAAAUUUCUUGGUUUGUGAACUAAUAUUCACCUUUUUGGCUGAUUUAUUUUGAACUGGAUAACUUUUGCUUGCAUUAAAAGGAACAAAGCAUAAGGAAAUAUAGCCCUCACUAAUAAUUAAUUUAGCUAAUAUUCGGUGUCAUGCUUAUUAUUUAAAUGUGUAUAGCAGUUCCAAAAUAUUUAUCAAUAGUAAUAAAACUUGUCUAAGUCAAUGAAUAUCA
This is a messenger RNA of Ictidomys tridecemlineatus (thirteen-lined ground squirrel), 5358 nucleotides long. It is a transcript of the gene Hacd4, whose product is annotated as 3-hydroxyacyl-CoA dehydratase 4. Gene Ontology annotation, molecular function: 3-hydroxyacyl-CoA dehydratase activity. Gene Ontology annotation, biological process: fatty acid elongation; sphingolipid biosynthetic process; very long-chain fatty acid biosynthetic process. Gene Ontology annotation, cellular component: endoplasmic reticulum membrane. Lineage: Eukaryota; Metazoa; Chordata; Mammalia; Rodentia; Sciuridae. The record is from RefSeq and is a predicted model, not a curated record.